GGCUUAUCGCAUUUCCGCAGCAAAAGGAGAGAGCGAACCGUUCUUGGGGAGGGAAAGAGGUCCGUACGUUUACCUACUUGAAUGAGCUCUCUUCGUCGUCAACCUACUCUCCCCGUGUCUCAGGUGCCCAGAAAAGAAAUGACGUCCUGGCACGCAAGGCAGCUCUGGCAUACCAAGUACAUUUUCAGCUGCAUGCCCAACGAUGCACUCGCACUUCAAACCUCUGUCUCAAAACUCGGCGCAACCUGGCACAAUUCCAUAAUUGUGGCUAAGAACCUGGAAGGGCAGUGGAGGCGGGGCAGCAGGCUGCGGAAGCAGAAGCAGAAGCAGAAGCAGAAGCAGAAGCAGAAGCAGAAGCAGAAGCAGAAGCAGAAGCAGAAGCAGAAGCAGAAGCAGAAGCAGGGUAGUCGAUUCCCAGCAAUCAACGGGACAGGCCAGGGCUGGGACGGUCAGAGAACGAUCCGGAUCAAUGCUUCGUCCAACGUCCAACGUCCAACGUCCAACCGCUCCCCGCUUGACCGAGACCUGACUCUACAAGCUCGCAAGCUAGUCCCCAUUCUGGGCGUAUCUGAGGUACUAUCUCUGUCUGUCGGGCAUUACUACAUCAUUGCCCUGCCCUACCCUGGCCAAUCUCAAUCUGCUGCGCUUUCUCAUCUCGUCUUCUUAGUGUAUUAUGGCGGGCACAUCCUCAAUCAUCCGCUAGUUGAACGCCUUGCUUCUGCUCUUGUUCUUGUCCUUGUCCUUGUCCUUGAUGGCAGUCGAUCUCUUUGCUGUCACUCCCCUGGUGCUCAUUUCAUUCCCAGGACGCUCCUCCCCGACCUCGACGUUCGACACCUCGAGGAGACCCUGCUCCUACUUUGCGCUGGGCAUCUCCAUCUCCGUCGCGCUUCGUUUGGUUUCAACCUGCUCUCAACGCCACUCCAGUGUCAAACGACCAAGGACCACAGCGAACUCGACGACGCCCCGUGCUCUUUAUCAUCGGCAGAAGCAGAAGUAGCCGCGCCGACUUUUUCAUGUGUCCACCACCCUCGGUCGAGUUACUUGGCUUUGAUGCAAGAAAUUUCGUUGAGACACUCCUAUCGCCAUCCCGUCUUCCCGCCCUAUCACGGUCUCUAUCACAUUCUCUUGAACCGCGUAUCUCCAACCCUCCAAUCUAAAUCAUACGUUACCGGCCCCCCAUCAGUCUGGCCUACUCCGCCACAGAAACCACGAAAUCCUUUGCCGCCGAAUUCUCUUGCACCCGACGGUCUGGGCACCUCCUGGGGUACUCCUGGCAUCAAGCUUGACGCCUGCUUUGACAACUCAAGGCCCCCAUUCGCCUCAUUCGUCGGGCUCAUUACUCACAGACGCAAAGACAACGGCUCGUCAGCGUUCUUCGUCCCUGUCUCCCCCCCUCCUCUUCCAUCAGAAUUCCUUCCCCAGCGCCCCGGAUCAGCUUUUUUCUGCGGGACCUAUUCUGAUCGAGACCUGGUCGGCCUUGG
Messenger RNA from Sodiomyces alkalinus F11, 1481 nucleotides. RefSeq lists its product as hypothetical. NCBI's taxonomy places the organism in Eukaryota, Fungi, Ascomycota, Sordariomycetes, Glomerellales, Plectosphaerellaceae. The record is from RefSeq and is a predicted model, not a curated record. The transcript is spliced from 14 exons. The annotation marks the transcript as partial.